Molecule: messenger RNA, 3306 nt
Organism: Peronospora farinosa
Lineage: Eukaryota; Oomycota; Peronosporomycetes; Peronosporales; Peronosporaceae
Source: the annotation of a GenBank genome assembly
AUGGCUACACACGGAGCUUUCUUGGCACCAGUGCUAGUGCCUCUUAACAGCUGCUUUGUGAAUUUACCUCUUGCUUUUGUGCAGACAUUCUUGAGUCGCCCAGAACUCAUGGGCCCUGGAUCGAUCAUUCUAGAGUUAUCCUGGGAGACGAUAGAUGGAUAUAUACAGCGUGUAUGUGUUGGAUGGAUUGGAGGCAUCAUUAAAUACAGAACAUUACGCAGCGACGUUAUUGAAGUGCCGAUUGAAUUUGCACGUUGUGUAGGGAUUCAAGAUUAUCUGGACAAGACACCACAGUCAUAUAUUGGAGUUCAUGUCAUAGAAACGCUGCCAAUUGCUCGACAAGUGAAUGUUGAGCCUUGCACGCCUGAUGACUGGGAGCUGAUUCAACUGCAUGCGGGAGCUAUUGAAACAGAGCUAUUACGACAGAUGUGUGUCGUCAACGAAAACCAAGUGAGCCCAAUCUGGAUUAAUCAGCACACGCUUAUUCGAGUUAGGGUUUCUCUCUCGGUUGGGAUGGAACAUGCUCGAUUGACUCCUGCCUCGGAAAUUAUUGUUGCACCAAAAGAACGUCCACCUCAGGCGACAGAUAACGGAUUAAGCCGCGAUCUGUAUUAUGAACAAUCACUGCCGUUACUCGUUCAAGUCGAUGUAGAUGCACUUCAAAACGAUACGGUUGACGAAGUAUGGGUUCAUCCAGAAAGCCUGGUGAUGCUUGAUGGUGCAUUAUUUCCGAACGCACCUGCAGAUGCACAAGAAGCUUCUGUUGUGGUGUUAUGGUGUCCAGAAUCAAAGCCGAUUACCGAAAACAACGAGCAGUCUGAGGCUGCAAGAAAACAACCUAUCUGUUGUGUUGCUAGGCUGAAGGCCUGUUCUGGCGUCGUACGGGGUCAUAUCAUUCCCAAUCGAGGCGUGAUAGCUACUUUGGGCAUCACGACUCAUGCAUCUGUCUAUCUUCGCGUUUUGAGAGUACCAGAGCUCUCUCCUACUUCGGUGACGUUAUGCGUGAACUUAGAGAGUCAUGACGAAAGCCACUCUGCAUUAGCUGAUCGAAUUCGGCAGUCAUUUUUGCGCUGGGCCAGCUCGGCUGAACACAGCCACAUUAUUUGCUCAGGAUCGGUCCUCCGUCUUGAUCUGGAUAACGAAGAAGUCAUUCAAGCUAUUGCUGAAGUUCAAUACGAUGCUGAAGAAACAUUUAGCGUGAAGCAGCUGGAGGAUAUUCCUGUCGGCGCAUUACACAAGUACACCGUAUUGGGUGGAAGUAAAGGUGGUUACGUUUUAUCGAUGGACGAAGUUGCUGUGCAAAAUGCAGUGGGCACCCAACGACAAGUCCUAGAGAAGCUGCAGACCCGGGUUUUGUCCACUAGAACGUUGAACAUGUCAAUCGUGGAGCUAUCGCGCAGCGCAAAACCCUAUGCUAUGUUGAUGAAAGCUGUGCGCCCUGUCUUGUCCCGAGAUGCAUUAGCAGCGCGAGUGUUAAUGGGUGUAAAACCUCCUGGGUGCGCCUUGAUUUAUGGUGAACGAGGCAGUGGCAAAUCGACUUAUCUGCGCGCUAUAGUACAUGAUAUUCAAAGUUCGUCAAAAUUUGCUGCUUUUGCAACAACGGUCGAGUGCAGGAACUUGCGAGGUCUCAAAAUGGAGGCUGUCAAAUCACGACUGACUGACCUGUUCAAAGAGGCAGCCACGCACGCUCCUGCACUGAUCGUCUUGGACAACUUGGACGCACUGGUACCUGAAGAAAAUGAGUCAGCAGGUGCAGCUAACGAACAAUCGCGGCGUAUCGCGGAACUAUUGCUGGUUUUAAUGAAUCAUAACUGCCAGCGCAUGCAGAAGUCCACAGGCGAGUUGAAUGCGUCUUUCAAGCGAGAAUGUGAAGCCAUUAAUGGUUUGCCUCACAGCCAGAAAAAGAGUGCUCGAAAGAAGCUGCUUGAGACGAUCGGCAGCGCCAUGCAGAGCAAGAGUGUGGCUAUCGUCGCAGCUGCUCGGUCCGACACGAGCGUUCACAAGACGUUGCGAGGCUGCGGGCUCUUUGACCGCCCCAUUCGAGUGUCUUUACCAGAUGCAGGGCGGCGAGAAAUAGUGAUACGCGAGAUGCUGCAAAUGAAGGUAAAUGCUGCGAAUUCUACUCGUAAAGGAGCGAAGGGUUCACGGGAAAUUGUUAUCGACCCUUCCAUCGAUUUUGGACUUCUCUCAUCCCUGACGGAAGGGUACAGUCUCCGUGAUUUAUCAGGCGCCACGGAUCGUGCCUUGCAUCAAACGUAUAAACGCCACGCUCUACUGCAACCUGCGAAAGGUUGUGAAGUAGCCUACAAGGUACAGCAAAGCGAUUUUGUGAAGGGUAUUGAAGACUUUCAACCGACAGCAUUAAUCGGAGUCGAUCUUUUCAAAAGCUCUGUCAAAUGGAGUGAUGUUGGAGGGCUAAAACAAGUACGAACAGUACUAAAGGACACGCUGGAACUUCCUACUCGCUAUGCAAAAUUGUAUGAAAGCACACCAAUAAAGCUUCCAGCUGGGAUGCUGUUGUAUGGGCCUCCUGGAUGCGGAAAAACUCUGCUUGCUAGCGCUGUAGCGCACGAAUGUGGCUUGAAUUUCAUCAGUGUGAAGGGCCCAGAAGUUCUGAACAAGUACAUCGGUGCCAGUGAACAGGCCAUUCGCGACUUGUUUGCGCGUGCUGGCUCGGCAGCUCCGUCAGUGCUCUUUCUUGAUGAAUUCGAUUCAAUUGCUCCCCGUCGCGGUGCCGAUAACACCGGUGUCACCGACCGUUUGGUGAACCAGUUGCUUACAUUCUUGGAUGGAGUGGAAGCCCAAAAGGGCGUCUACGUACUAGCAGCGACGAGUCGACCCGAUAUGAUUGACCCAGCACUUCUUCGGCCAGGACGUCUCGACAAAUCUCUUUACUGCGGCUUUCCGAAUGAAGAAGAGCGCUUGGAUAUUCUUCGUGCCGUAUCGAAGGACAUGGAUCUUUCCACCGAAGCACUUGAAUAUCUUUCUGAAAUUGCAAGUGAUCCAAAGAGUGCUCACUUUUCUGGUGCUGACUUGCAGGCUAUCAUGUACUCGGCCCAGCUAGAACUUGUGCACGAAAAGCUCAAUGGCGACAACUCCACUCAAAUUACCAAGGCACAUGUACAGAUGUCAUUCCAACAUGCCAAACCAUCGACGUCUGAUGCUGCUCGUCUCGAAUUGGAGCGCCUGUUUUCCAACUUUUCCAAGAUCCGCAAGACUGAUUUCUCAAUUGCAGACGCUACUGUCUCGACUACCAGUGAGUUGCUCAAGUCACAUAUUGCACACCAACGUACAGCUCUUGCCUAA